Molecule: messenger RNA, 774 nt
Organism: Phytophthora infestans T30-4
Lineage: Eukaryota; Oomycota; Peronosporomycetes; Peronosporales; Peronosporaceae
Exons: 5
Coding region: 1-774 (257 amino acids)
Source: RefSeq, a predicted model, not a curated record
AUGGACUACAACUGGGGCGACCCGAAGAAGAACUCGCUCCUCUCGUCAAGGAUGAUGGCGAAAGCUGAGGUGACUCGGAAGAAAAGAUUGACGAGUGUGAAGUCGACUCUUUCGAAUCAACUGCAUCCAGCGAUAGAGAACAAAUUACGAAGUCAGUACUAUACAUGCAAGGCAGAGCCUCAGUUGACGAGUGAUGACGAGUCCAGCACACUCGACACCGCUCGUCAAGAAGUCUUCCCGCUUCCAACUCGUGCGUCUUUCAGCGGAUCAAUGUUCGACGAGUUUGAUCAGAACGCCGCAGCUGACGGACUCUUCCAUCCUGCCUCGGCAAUUGAGGCGUUUGCAGAACAUGACGCAAAGUAUCGCGAGGAAAUUAAGAGUGCAUCGGGUAAAGAAUCACGACGAGCACGGACAGGGAGUGAAUAUCCACCAUCAAGAGAGAACCACCGACUACCAGCUCUUCCCAGUGGUAAGACGAGACGUGUGUCGACUCGUCCAGAAAGCAAACAGAGAGCGAGUUAUAAUGGGUCCGCUCCUGCGUCACUAGCGACAACGUCCUCUCUCUCGAAGCUGUUGGACGCUGGCAAAGAGAAACGCAGUCUGCCCGCUGCUCACAGUGACUCAAACCUGUACGCUCCACGCCGUCAGGUUGCUGUUCCUUCGUCGGCAGAUCGAAGUGCUCUUGACUUUUUAGAGCGCGAAGCGGAGAGCGACAACGAUAACAAUGCUCACAAUUCUCCCGUCGCCAAGUCUUUUUUACGAACUGUCAUUUGA